Molecule: messenger RNA, 933 nt
Organism: Suillus fuscotomentosus
Lineage: Eukaryota; Fungi; Basidiomycota; Agaricomycetes; Boletales; Suillaceae
Exons: 6
Coding region: 1-933 (310 amino acids)
Source: RefSeq, a predicted model, not a curated record
AUGUCAAAUAUUAUCCUUUCUACGUGCAACUCACUUUUGAACCUCGAUGUUCUUGGAAUUGAACACAAUGAGAAUGACCUAGCAUAUUGGCUCCAGACAAAAGGAUUUGAAAUUCUUCCAGCUCCCAUUUUCACCGCAUCUUCCGUGCUUUUUGGAUUGGUGGAUCCUCUUGAUAUCAAGGCUCUUAUUGAAGCGAGCCUACAAGAGGACGCAAGGCAGACAGGCCUCCAGCAUGAAGAGGAAAGUUGCUUGGAAUACCUCAAGCGAGGAGGCCAUCUUUUUAUGGAGGAACACAUGGAUCGUGCUCAAAUGGAAGUAUCGUUGUUCAGUACCACUAUUGCGAGCUUGUGUGAAGAACUGGACGCUAGAUGUCACCCAACUCUAUGUCGUGUUGAUCCAAAGAAGCUGGUCACAAUCAAAGCUGUUCCUACAAAGGCUGUUCAAGAAAAAUGCUAUGCAUGGCUUCGCACAUCAUCGCAGUCUCAGGAUAUCACACAAGAUUCCAGUGCCAGUCGAAUACUUCAUGAUUUCCCCUUAACUUCACAAUGUCCCUGUCCGCACGACCAUGUCCUUAGGCCCGACAAUCAAUUUAUUCCACUUCCUCAUGUCAUGAAAGCUUGGGUAGAUAACUUCACAUACAGUGCAUAUACAAACAUGUCUUUGGCAGAAGCUAAUGCGCCCCUACACCCCGACCACGGUAACAGCUUCACAGCAAAGGAGUCUAAAUCACUAAAUGUGCUCAAGUCUGACUUCCACAUUCUGGACUUGAAGAAGCAACGCGCACAGUCAGAAGUUGACAUGUUGUCUGAAGCUAUUGUACGCAUCGCCGAGUUCCACCAUAGUGAUGAUGGUACUACCGAGACGGAUGAAUCCGAUUCACUUGACGACUGGAUGUCAACCUCAUCCUUAUCUUCCAGUUGCUGGUCACUCUAG